This is a messenger RNA of Telopea speciosissima, 2270 nucleotides long. RefSeq names its product inactive TPR repeat-containing thioredoxin TTL3-like. Gene Ontology annotation, cellular component: cytoplasm. NCBI's taxonomy places the organism in Eukaryota, Viridiplantae, Streptophyta, Magnoliopsida, Proteales, Proteaceae. The transcript is spliced from 7 exons. The record is from RefSeq and is a predicted model, not a curated record. The coding region runs from base 59 to 2224 and encodes 721 amino acids. Gene Ontology annotation, molecular function: protein binding.
UUCUCCAUAGAAAGGAAAUUAUCAUAAAGGUGUGUUACAGACAGAGAAAGAGAGAGAAAUGGGGGAUCUUUCGCCGGACAAGAAAUCGGGUUGUGGUGCCAUGCUUCUAUACGGUUUCCGAGGCCGAAGCUUCUGGCCCAGAAGAACACAAUCUGCGAGCGAUUUACCCUUAGCAACUAGCAAGACCAUUCUGAAGCUCCCCAGCUCUAAUUCGAAGCGGAGGCGUGGCGGAUUCGAUGAUUCUGCCGUCAUCGACUCCUACACCUUGACUGAAUCUCCGCCAAAGCUACCUGAUAAGCCCCUUGUCAAAGCUGCCCCUCGUAACCCCAAGGCUUAUCAGAAUCAUCAACCCAGAAAACCCUCCGAUGGCGGCGAUGGAGGGGCAUUGGUGGUUCCUUCAAACACAUCCACGGCAUUAACAGCAAAGGUAGUGCCAACGACAAAACAAAUUGGGCAAGGAAGAAGAGUGCCAAAGGAGGCGAUAGGCAUUUCAGGGGAGCUUGAAAUCAUGAUCGCUGAUCAUCAGAGAUCCAAGGGAAGCAGCAAUCUGGUUCGAGCUUCGUCAAGCAAUGUGUACCUCUUUGGUCAUUUGGGUAACAUUAGGCAACCAGGAGGAGGAGGAGCAAACCAACAACAACCCACUUCCAAUUCCACCGCCGACAAUGUUCUGGAAUACCUCCCCAAGACUGCUCGAGAGAAUGCCAAUGGAAGAAAGACAAACGGUAACAAUGGUGGUGUAAUGGGAAAUAUAGUGAGGAGAGGUAGUAAUGAAGAGAGCCAAGAACAGCAGAAAUCCCUUUGUCGAGCUCUGUCGAGGAGAUUAGAUCCAGAGGAAUUGAAGGUGAUUGGUAACGAGGAGUACAAGAAGGGUAAUUUUGCAGAGGCAUUGGCAUUGUACGAUCGAGCAAUGGUGUUGGAUCCAGAUAAAGCUGCGUAUCGGAGCAACAAGAGCGCGGCCUUGACGGGUAUGGGUAGGCUUCUUGAAGCUGUUUUCGAAUGCAGGGAAGCAAUCAGAAUCGAUCCUUCUUACCAAAGAGCUCAUCAACGUUUGGCCACAUUGUAUCUGAGAUUGGGAGAGCCAGAGAAAGCUUUGAAUCAGUAUAAGCAGUCGGGACCCGAGGCCAGCUUUGACGAUUAUGCGAAAGUUCAACAAGUGCAGAAACAUGUGAACAGAUGCAACGAAGCUCGGAGAAUGAAGGACUGGCAGACAUUGCUGAAAGAGAGCAGAAGUGCGAUAUCCUCCGGCGCCGAUUCAGCUCUUCAGGUCUUGGCAAUGCAAGCUGAGUCAUUACUGAAGCUUCAGAAACAUGAAGAUGCGGAUAACACGUUAACGCACGGGCCGGUCUUCGACAUGGACGACUGCAAUAAGUUCUUCGGCACCACUACCUACUCUUAUAUAUUGCAAAUACGAUCCCAAGUUGACAUGGCCGCCGGCAGGUUUGACGACGCGGUAGCGGCAGCUCAGCGAGCGACUCGAUUGGAUUCGAGUAACAGAGAGGUGAAUGCAGUGGUGAGGAGGGCAAGAGCGGUGUCGGCGGCAAGGAACGGUGGGAACGAGUUGUUCAAAGCUUCUAAGUUCUUGGAGGCGUGUGCGGCGUACGGUGAAGGGUUAGAGAACGACCCGCUCAACUCGGUCUUGUUAUGCAACCGAGCCGCGUGCCGAUCCAAACUAGGUCAGUUUGAGAAGGCGAUCGAGGACUGCACCACUGCUCUCAACUUGCGCCCUUCUUACAGCAAAGCCAGACUACGCCGAGCCGACUGUUACACCAAGUUGGAGCGGUGGGAGGCAGCCGUACAAGACUACGAGAAGUUGAAAAGAGAAAUGCCAGCGGACGAGGAAGUCGGCCGGGCCUUGUUGGAGGCCCAAUUGCAGCUCAAGAAUCGGCGGGCCGUCGAAUCCCAUGUUGACAUCAUCGUCGUUACCAGUGACGAGCGUUUCAGACACUUCGUAAUGUCGCCUGGAACGUCUGUGGGGCUCUUCUGCAACAACUCCUGCGACGAGCAAAUCUUACAAACCAUGAAGCAUCUCUGCAAAAGAUACCCGUCGGUCAACUUCCUCAAGGUGGAUGUUGAGGAGCAACGAAGCCUAGCCAAAUCAGAAGGAGUUGUUGGGAGUUCGGCGGAACCAACUAUUAAGAUAUACAGGAAUGGAUCAAGGGUCAAAGACAUUCCCUGCAACGAUCUCGAGCUGUUAGAGAGCUCUGUUAAAUAUUUUAUCAGUUGACGUAAACAAACAGGGGACAAAGACGAUAAGAAAAGAAUCCCUCAAC